AUGUCUCAAAUUAACAGUAACUCUUAUCAAAUACGAAAGGAAGCUGAUAAUCAGAAAUUAGAAAAAACAGAAAUUUUAGAAAAAACCAUAACCACCAUCCAAGAAAUAAAAAGAAAACGUGAAAUAGCAAUGGAUAUUAUUUAUCAAGAAGGUUAUUCAAGAUGUUUAUUAGAAAUUAACUCAUUUUUAUCAUGUUUUAAUUUACCUGAAUCUAGUCGACAGAAUGUAUUAAAAUAUCUAACAAGACGACCACAUAAAAAUAUCAACCUACAAUCACCAACAGAAAGUAUACAGUGUUAUAAUAGAUUAGUUAAUGUCGAUAUACAGAUUCAGAAUGGUAGCAUUAACAAUCUCGUCUGGCGACCUUGGAUCUGA
Messenger RNA from Lottia gigantea (owl limpet), 375 nucleotides. RefSeq lists its product as hypothetical. The record is from RefSeq and is a predicted model, not a curated record. The transcript has 2 exons. NCBI's taxonomy places the organism in Eukaryota, Metazoa, Mollusca, Gastropoda, Lottiidae. Gene Ontology annotation, biological process: regulation of DNA-templated transcription. Gene Ontology annotation, molecular function: DNA binding. The coding region runs from base 1 to 375 and encodes 124 amino acids.